AUGGCACACAAACAGUUGGUCGUAGUUCUGGGAAGCGGCAGUGUUGGGAAAACAAGCAUACUGCACAAGUACCUAAACGGAACGUUUUCUCACAAAUACACACAGACAGUUGAAGACGUGUACUCUACUGACGUUUGUAUUGAUGGCGAACGAAUUAUGAUUGAGUUCUUAGACACAUCAGGAUCUAUUGAAUUUCCUGCUAUGAGGCGGCUAGCGAUACAGAAGGCGAACGCUUUUGUGCUGGUGUUUGCUCUCGAUAGGGAGGAAUCGUUUGCCGAGGUGAAACGAACAUGGAGGGAGAUCAAGGCUUCUAGAAACGACCAGAAAGAUACACCUUGUAUCGUGAUAGGAAACAAGCUGGACAGGGAAAACUACCGAGAGGUGGAAUAUUUUGAAGCACUGAACUGGGUUGACAACAAUGGUUUGGAAGGAAUGAUGCAAGAGGUAUCUUCGAAGACAGGAGCAAAUUUUGACAACGUUUUUGCAAAAUUAUUCAAACAGAUACAUGUCUGCAAAGCAUAUCAACAAAUUGCACUCAAUACUCAGUCACGCAAGAACAUACGUAUUAAAAAACGUGACAACAUUGCCACUACAAGCCACAUAACAAGAUCGGGUUGUUGCUUUGCUUUUGGAAAAAGGAAAGAAACUUCAUAA
Mizuhopecten yessoensis (Yesso scallop) is the source of this 654-nucleotide messenger RNA. RefSeq names its product dexamethasone-induced Ras-related protein 1-like. The coding region runs from base 1 to 654 and encodes 217 amino acids. The transcript has a single exon. The record is from RefSeq and is a predicted model, not a curated record. Gene Ontology annotation, molecular function: GTP binding; GTPase activity. Lineage: Eukaryota; Metazoa; Mollusca; Bivalvia; Pectinida; Pectinidae.